This is a messenger RNA of Stegastes partitus (bicolor damselfish), 3395 nucleotides long. RefSeq lists its product as uncharacterized. Lineage: Eukaryota; Metazoa; Chordata; Actinopteri; Pomacentridae. The transcript is spliced from 5 exons. The record is from RefSeq and is a predicted model, not a curated record. Bases 724 to 1443 code for a protein of 239 amino acids.
UGUUUGUUUUUGACGCAGUCGGCUGGCUGAGGUCAGCAGGUUUUCUCUUUGUGGGAAACUCAGACCACCUUUAAAAGGAAUUUGUAGGCCUGUCAAUAAUUGGUUCACUCUUUUCCUCAAAAAAAACAUAUUAAAAUGCUUUUUGAAAACAUUUUAAUAGAUUAAAAUGGUGACAUGGGAUCUAAAAACAGUGGACUUCUUUAGUGUGAUUUAUGUAAAGAAUUGAGAGCUGACGGCAGAGAAACCCCAAAAAAAUAAAAAAAAACUCGGAGAGCUCCUCCCUUCUCAUCCUUCUGUUAUACGGUAGCGGACGGUGUUUUCAUGCAUUAAACUCAUGUACCGGCAAUGUUAAAGGAUCAUAUAAAAAUGCUCCGGUAAGACUUUAAUAACUUAAACACACUUUAUUUGUAGGAAUAAUGUAGAACGAUGCAUGCUAUGAUGAGUAGUGAUUUUAUAUUCCUGAUUUUUUUUUUACUAAUUUACUUUUUUUUCAUUUAAAUGUUGACAUGUGCAUUUGAAUGCGUAGGAGACAGUGUCUGCUCGUGUCUGCAUAGCUGCACAUUUUGCUGUGUUUUCUUCUGAUCCUUGCAGUGCUGUGGAGACACACCGUACGGCUCGGCACAACGUGGACUUCUCUGUUGUCACAACGUCUUGUACGAAGACAGAGAGGACGGAGAGGAAUGCUCAGACGCAGGUAUUCCUUACAACCCAGCCGAAGGGACGAUGUGUUGUUCUCGGUUUCGUGCCUCUCCUGGACGGCACUGCUGUGGGGCAGAAGUGUACCGGCCUCAUGAAGAGAUCUGCUGCGGUGGACACAGAUAUCCCAAAAGAGAAGACCUUGUGUGCUGUGGGGUUAAAGCGUACAACGUUAAAGAUCCAAAGAUGAAGUGUUGCGCAGGAACGCUCUACGACCUGACGCAUCUGGGAACCCACGGACGUGAUGCAAAGUGCUGCGGAUCCGUUCUGCAAAACCCACAGAACCAGGACGUUUGCUGCUCAAGUGAGGACGAAGCGGUGCUUUACUCCAGAAAUGAGGGAUUUGGAUGCUGUGGUCACCUAUAUUUCAGCUCGUCUCUGUGGUCGUGCUGCGCAGGGAUGCUGAGGCCAAGACACAAGCAGCAGAGCGAGAUGAAUGAAUGCAGUCUUCUGUCCGUGAACAACAUGAAUGAUGAAGAACUUUGCCAACAAAUCUACAUCGGAAUUGUGGAAAGUGUGUCUCUGAACAGCAUUUUGUUCACAAAUGUGCUGAAACUCAAAGGAAGACGUGGUAAAGUCCAACCUGUGGCCGUCCCCCGCAUGCUGACGACACCCAAUCGCUGCAACACCACGAAACUGACUGUUGGGAAGUUUUACUUCUUUGAUGAUGUCGGUGUUUUCGCUGAUUUCAACCAUGACACUGAGCUCCAGGCACUGUUUUUCUUAUUCAUCAAAUGCUCUCCGUAGGUCACCACUGCUUGAUCUGCUCCUGUGUUCAUUGUCAGUGUUAUUCAGUAAUUCAUUACUUUGAACAAAUAUUCAAUCACAUUUACACACUUACUUAUUACACUGCAAAAAAAAAAAAGUUACAUUAAUAUAUUACUAUUGCUGCAUCAUUAUCAGGGACAUUACAUGGAAAAUAAAUAUCAGUGCCUGUUCAACUGCUACCUGUUCAGGCCCGUUGCAUAACCUCCAGUAUUGCUGCAGGCAGCUUUCUCAAUACCAACAAGCAACCACUCGUCCAAACAGUUAUCAAAACAGUCCAAAGCAAUAAAACUCAAACGAGCUGACACCUCAUUAGAUAUGACCAACCACCAGAGAGAGAGACACCAGCUCUACAUUGCUCUGAGCAUUGUUUAGUCUUUGUACUUGAUAAAUCUCUUUUUUUUUAUUACCUUAACCUCUGAUUUUAUGAAAUAUUCUAAAGAUAACUUAUUAGAUUUUUAGAACAACUAUUUUGCCCCAAAUUAAUAUAAAGAAGUGUCAAUAAUUGUUUUUUUUUUUUUUUAACAUUUUAUUCAAACAUAUAAUUAUCAUGUCACUGCUGUGUUAUUAUGCUAAUGAUAAUAAUAACAGCUGUUCUGGUGCAAUAAGCCAUUUCCAGUUUGCAGUGUCUACAGAGCACCACGCUGGUGGUUCUAAAAUGCUCCCACACAUAAGACGAUUGUGGACGAGGACUUCCUAGAUGCAGCUUGUUGUCCAGGCUUUGGUCAGGUGCAGCCAUCCUUGCAACACGUCGUCGUCACUGUUGUUGACGAUGGCGUUACGUCGGUUAAUUGCGCCGGCUCUACCGCAGACUGUCCUUUAAUGGGUUUUUUAAAAAAGUUUUAUUUCUUUAGAACUGCUCAUCCAAAUCACUUCAAACACCACACUGCACUUCUUCAGGUCCCUAGAAAAUACACUGCCAAGUUUGAAGUACGUUGGAUGAACAGUUGUCUGGAAAAGCAAAGCACAGACACACACACACACACACACACACACACACAGUCAUUUCUUCAUUUGUUUAGUAAGCUGUUACUCUGUCCAUCUCAUCUUCUCUGCCAGUGAGGUGACUGAUGGACAUCUGGUCUUGAUGUUUGGAACCCAGCAGAACUUUUCCAAUGAGUUUCAAAUCUGAAACAAUCACACAACUUGUCACUAAAGACAGUAAUCGGUGCUGUAACACGGUCCACACGGUGCAAGGGGACAUAUUCAUUUGUGCGUCGUCGUUCUGAUCCAUGUGAAUGCUGGUAGCAAUAGUAACCAAAGUCUGGUAAAAGCUGUGCUGCUCUCUGCAAACUAAUCUGUCCAAGCUCGUGUUGGUUUGGUGUGAAGAAGAAGCUGUCGUUGUAGCAGGUAGCCAGAAUAUAGCUUUGUGUUCACAUAAGCUCAACUGCUGGCAGCUCAUUCUGUUUGUUUUUGAAAUACUGGAAGAAAUAUUUCUGUGUGCUAUGUUCAGUUUUGCAUAUAAUAUAUGGCAAGUGUUUGCACAUCACAUAAACUGAAUGUUUACAUGUACAUGAUGAACAUUUAUGAGUGAAAGAUUGACUCAUGAUAUCCUGAUUGAUAAAGCGAGUGAUGUAAAUGAGAAGCACUGCAUCAAAAGAUAUGAGGGACACCAGUAUGCGACCCGCAGGUUUGAUGCCUUGGAUUGACGUGACUGUAGGCAAAGUUGUGUUCCAUGUAAUGUGAUUUCUGUACUGUAACAUGUCGCAGUGGAAAUGGUGGUUGCUUUGCAUUUCUGUACUGUGUAUGUAAAUGACAUAAAUUUAAGCUAAACGGGACAGAAAGCGUUUUACUGCAUACAUAACUAUGCUUGCUGACAUUACUGGUAUAGCGCUUUAUAUUGCAUGUUUAUUAUUAAUACAUGACGGGACCUACUGUCGUUUCUUUAAUCGUAAUGUUUCAAAAAGGCAAUAAAAAGAAACACUUGCAUUCAA